GGUCCACCAGGGUCCGUUGUUGUGUGUUGCUGAAGUGAGAGAAAGCAAACCGGCGGCAUCACUUUUCUGGUUAUUUCUCCAAUUGGGUUAGGAACUCCCAGACUCGUGCAAUUGAUUCUAUUCACUUGCCACCCCGACAAACACACUCUCCUUGCGUCGCCUCUCAAGUGAGCGAGCUGUGAAGCACUCGCAAAUCCAAGUCAGCAUGGCCUGGGGAACACAGCACACGCAGACCCCGCCGUCUCCAGUGAAACAAUUGCUCCCCCUGAUCAUCACGCUCGUCAUCCUGAGCGUGGUGGCCUGGGUCGGCUACCAGAUCUACCUGUCAAUGGUGAAGAUCCAGGCGCAGGCGCGCAGGCAGAUGGGCGACAACGUCGUCUUCACCAAGGCCGGCGUGCGCGUCCAAGUGCAGGACCUUGGGACCGAGUCGUACGUGGACAAGACGCAAAGCUGGGUCGUGAAGGCGUGGAAUCUGGGCUCGGCCUCGAAUGCCCAGGAUGAGGCAACAAAGCGGAAGCGGCACGUUAUUACAAAGUCGAAACCAGAAGGAAGCCACCACCAUCACUAGUCAAGUUGUUGGAUGGCUUUGCAGCGCUGGCAGCCCGGCACACCGCUCUUGUGGUGUGCUCAGCUGUGGGAGGCAGCGGUCGCAGCGUCGCGUUCACCCGAGGGAUGGUAAGAGGCAUGGAUCAUGAGUGCGCUGGUCCGAUUCUCCGGGUCGGGACGUUCUCAGCCCCUUCCACCUCGGGGGUGUAGUUCAUACAGGCAAACUGGCGAAUCCAAUACCGACUCUGUCAGACCCUCAGGGU
This is a messenger RNA of Thermothielavioides terrestris NRRL 8126, 809 nucleotides long. RefSeq lists its product as uncharacterized. The transcript is spliced from 3 exons. The record is from RefSeq and is a predicted model, not a curated record. Bases 206 to 568 code for a protein of 120 amino acids. Lineage: Eukaryota; Fungi; Ascomycota; Sordariomycetes; Sordariales; Chaetomiaceae.